Megalopta genalis is the source of this 11674-nucleotide messenger RNA. RefSeq names its product DNA-binding protein Ets98B (gene Ets98B). Gene Ontology annotation, cellular component: nucleus. Gene Ontology annotation, molecular function: DNA-binding transcription factor activity, RNA polymerase II-specific; sequence-specific DNA binding. Gene Ontology annotation, biological process: regulation of transcription by RNA polymerase II; cell differentiation. Lineage: Eukaryota; Metazoa; Arthropoda; Insecta; Hymenoptera; Halictidae. The record is from RefSeq and is a predicted model, not a curated record.
AACGUCUUGAACGGGUUCGUCCCGCGCGGCUUCCACGGCCAGGCCAGUCAUCAUACAAAGGUGAGUCGGGAUACGAGACACGCCUAAAUCGGCAGAAUCGGCACGAUCGGCAUAAUCGUCGAAAGGACCACACGUCCCCCGUCGAGUUUCGUAGUCCGGUUGCCCACGUUCGCGAAACAAUUCACGGAAAACUCUGUUGGCCGGUGGUAUGUGACUUAACGGGACCUUGGAAAACACAGCGGCGAAUGCGCGAAGCGAACUGGAGGGUUCUGCGCGUCUACGGCGUUGUCGGACGGGAAGUUCGUGGACAGGGGCGGAGAAAUGGGAUGCCAAGGAGCAGGAAGAGGAAGAUAUUAAAGAUAAUCGUUGGUGCGUACACCGGCAGGAAUAGUGUAUCUGGCCGAGUAGAAGGCGGGAGAGGGCUGUCAGUCGGAAGUUCUCCGAGGAAGGCGCUCCGUGCUCCGUGCGCGCGAUAGUAGGUCGAGUUCGCGUUCGGCCGCGCUCGCCGGAGCUCGGGCAGGCUCGGCGGACUCGAAUUCGAAGUUGGUUCGGGCGCGCUAAGCGCUCGGUCAGUCCAGUCGGUCCAGUCAGUCGCACGCGGCACACGAAAGCCACGAAAAGUCGUGGGAGGUGUACGAAAGGCACGCGAUAGAACACAGAAAGAGAUAACGAUAGAGAUAGAGAUAGAGAGAUAGAGAGAGAGAGAGAGAGAGAGAGAGCGAGAUAGAAAGAGAGACCAGCAGGGACGGAUGAGAGAUUCGGUCCAGCCGCUGGGAAGAAAGAGACGACAGGUGAGACGAGCCGCGAGAGGAAACAAGUUGAACGGAACCGGACCGAGACGAGAACGGGAUCGUGGUCCGCGCGUUUCCGGCGCGUUGGAGACUGGACGAUCGAGAGCUCCGAUCGAGAGCGCGAUCGGCAUCGGAAUCGGAAUCGGAAUCGUAAACGGCAUCGACUCAGAACUGUCACCAGUGUGAAAUAGUACGGGAGAUCACCGGGAAGAGGCGAGAUGGUGUACGGAGGAGGCUUCGAUAUGGUGGAAACGAAUUCGCACGUGCACGCGGACGAUCCUAUUUAACACUGAACCUACCAAGCAGUAAUAGUAACUGGCGCGCGUUGCUUCAUAAAAAAAUGCCACAGACAGUGCCCUCCGCAGCCGGCUACUCGCCGUCGUUCGACUACAGCACGUUCCAGUUCGAUCUGUCCCUCCUCUCGGACGAUUAUGUCGCGACAAGCGCGCAGAACGCGUUGAAACCAGCCCAAAUCAAACAGGAAGCAGAAUCGCCGCGUCCCGGCUCACCCAUCGCCACGUACUCGAGCCCGCCGUAUCCAGGCGCCGGUAGCGAACUACCGCUGUCCCCCAAUUACUCUCGCGACGGCUCGCCAGGGUACCCGACCAGCCCCUACUACGUGCCCAGGAGCCCCCAAAGCGCACAGUUCUAUCCGACCAGCCCGGAACCGUCCGCGAAACGACCGGUCAAGAGAGAAAAAAGUCUCGAUCUGCUGGCCAUCCUGCAGGAGUCCAGGCUCUUGGCGGAGAGUCUGGGCUACCGAGAGGACUCGACGGACUGCACGGUGCCGUGCACACCUCCCCGAACGGAAGAGGACAUCUACAACAGCCUUGACGCGGACUUCUUCGCGAAGAAGGAAGAUGCCGUGGUGCAGGGUCAUCCGUUGCUGAAGGAAAUCCUGUUCAAGGAGGAGCCGCGCGGCUGCGACACCAGCAACCGCAACAACCGCAACAGCCGCGGCAACCGCGGCGACAACGGCGACAACGGUAGCUCCUCCGGGCCGGCGUCCUCCUCGUCGACGGCCUGCUCGUCGCCGGACCCGAUCGACCUCGAGACGAACGGCUCCUCCUUGAGGAGUUUGCUCUUCAAGGGUGCCAGAAAGGACUUCGCGGAAGUCGCCAGGGCGAACGCGUUGAAAUUGGAGAGAGCCCAGGACGACGAGAUCGGGAAUCCGUUGCAGAAGGAGGAGGAGCUCUUCAAGGACAGGCAGAAGAGCGACCACCAGUUGCUCCGGGAGGUCUUGAGGGACACCAGCUUCCAGAAGAAGUACAACCUGAGACCUGUCGACCUGGGGAACGUCGGCACCGGGUUCGUCGAGGACAUGGAACCCGGCGAGUGCGUAGGAGACCUCACCAGGGAGCAAAUCGAGCCUGUCCUGAGCCUGGCCAUACAACAGCUGCAGAAGGACUUUGACAACACCUGCGUGGCGCUCGGAAUUCAUCCAGAACCGCGACGCUGGAGCGCGGCGGACGUGGCCGCCUGGAUACAAUGGGCCAGAAGGCAAUUGCAGUUGCCCUCGGUGCCAUUGGAGAGCUUCAACGUCGACGGCGCGACGUUGACGUCGCUCACCGAGGAGGAAUUCUGUCAGCGUGCACCUCAGUGCGGAAGCAUGUUGCACGCGCAGCUGGAAAUUUGGAAGGCAGCCGUCGAAGAAUCGCCGCGCAACACGUUGGCGGCUUCCUGGAGUCCCGCUGGUGUCGUUCAAACCCCAAACAACUCGACAGGCUCGUCCGCGAUUGGAAACGCAACCAACGUCACUGUGAAAGGCUCGUCCUGCAGCGUGGACUUCUCCGAUGACGAAGACGAGGACUGCGGUUCCUCGCAGACGGGCUCGGGCAGCGGCGGGAACGGAAGCGGCAGCGGCGGCGCGAGCGGCACUGGGACCGGCAAGAUGCGAAACGGCGGCUCGCACAUUCACCUGUGGCAGUUCCUGAAGGAGCUGCUGCAGAGCCCGGCGGCUCACGGGUCCUGCAUUCGCUGGCUGGAUCGGGCCAAGGGCGUGUUCAAGAUCGAGGACUCGGUCCGCGUGGCGAGGCUCUGGGGCAAACGGAAGAAUCGGCCGGCCAUGAACUACGACAAGCUGAGCCGUAGCAUCAGGCAGUACUACAAGAAGGGGAUCAUGAAGAAGACCGAGCGCAGCCAGAGGCUGGUCUAUCAGUUCUGCCAUCCGUAUUGCCUCUAAAACGGUAUCGGAUCGGCUGAGAUCGACUGGACUCGACCCGGCUCGACUCGGCUUGACUCGGCUCGGCUCGGACUUGUCUCGUCUCGGCUCGCCUCGGCUCGGCCUUCGGGCACUCUCGGCACUCGGCCGUCCAGGGUGUUACCUCGGCGCGCCUCGCCGAUCAUUAUUCUAUUUAUUCCGCGAACAAGGCGACGAAAGGUCGCUCGCGCUCGCACGGGCACCGCGGCCGCGCGCGCGCGCGCUGUGCCAGGACGUGGCUGAGCUGCGUCCGCGUCACCCGAGUAUAUUUAUUGAAAAGCGCGCCGGGGAACGGUCCGCUGUCGCGAAUCCUCGUUUCACGGGACCGAGAGGCACGCCCGCCGUUUCUCUCCGGGUCCGGAGUCCGGAGAUGAUUGUCGACGAGCCGAGAGGGUGAAGAAACGCCUCCGCGGCGAUUACCGGGUGGCCAAGGUCGUCGGCCGAUCACCUUGAGAGAGCCCGCGGGUCCCGAAGGGAGAGCCGCGCUACGAAAGGGCUUCCGACAUUUCUUUUCACCCGUAAUUUCUUUGAAUCUUCUCUCCUUCUCGUCUAUAUUUAGCUGUGGUCGAGACACGCGUCGCACGCGUUCGUGUCUCCUGCGUGUUUGUCGCCCGUGUUCCGGGCUUGUUGUUUGCCUGACUGUCUGUCUGCCUGCCUGCUUGCCUACCUGCGUGCCUGUCCUGUGCGCCUGUAUAUGUUUGCGUCUUCUGUUUAGUGUGUAUGGUCAAAAGAGAAUCAGCCACGGAGGUCGAUGGUAAACGAUCCACCGUGUCCGGCUCGCUAUCCUUCGCGGAUCACGCCGCGACGCGGAUGGGUGUCUCUAGUACGCCCGUUUUGGGCGACCCUUAUAUUCACUUACCCCCUCCCCCCAACAAUUCUGUCCAGUCUCCUCCUUCUCCUCCUUCUCCUCAUCGAUCCCAACAAUUUUGACCGAAGAACCCCCACAUCCAAUUGUCUCUGCCCCCAAUUAACCAGCUGUAACAUACAAGAUAGAAACCAUCUUUAUCUUAAGAUUAAGUUGAUUCCGCGUUACCCGAGCCACCAUUUCGCCGCGGCGAGCGGCUGGUCGGACCGCGACAGCCGCGGAGCCGCGUUAUGGUUGCAGCCGCGUCCCAAAGACGGAUUUUGGUCGAUCCUGAGGUCUCUCGGCCGGCGCCUCGCUCACUAUUUGCUCAAUCUAAAGUAGCCGUUCGUCGUUCGUUCGACGCUUUCGCUGUCGAAUGUCCAUCGCGCGUAUCGGUAAAGACAACUUGAACCCUGCUGCGGUCGAGACUGGGUCGAGAGGAGCAUUGGCAUCGGUAUCGAUAUCGAUCGGUACGGUGUCCGGGGAACCAGCGAUUAGAAGGCGCCCCCGCGAACGCAGCAGGAAUAUGCAAACGAAAAGUAAUAACUGGACAACGAGUGCUACGAACAAAAGCGAUGCGAAAGCCCUCUUAAAGCUCCCGAGAUAACGUAGUCUACGUAAGAAUGGGGCUAUUGAACGCGUUAACCCGUUUGCAUCGCGUGGCAGAGCGAGACGCAACGAACUCGUCGCCGAUCGUUUUCUGCGACAUUGCUCGAAGUGGUCGGUGCAUGCGGCUAUUUUGCCGUUACCAAUUCAUUGUUUCGCUUCCUUACUGUCGCGACCGAUGGAACGCUGACGAUGCAGAUGGGAUAGCGAGACCCUUUGUCUUCCGUUGAACCAUCGGAAUCGCGUUCGACGACACCGUAAACGACUAAAGAGGGUUUGAAAACAGCCGUCGCCGACGAUCCUGUACCAGCCAGUCAAUCGGCGCCGUCUCCGAUCCACCAGUAAUGUACCAUACACGAGCUAACACUAACGUCGUACUAACGUAACGUAGCGUAACGUAACGUUACGUAACUUCUAACAAUAAGUAACGCAAUAUCGUAUCGCUAACAGAUCCAGUAUCGUUGCUACGUUGAUAUAAUAUCGGUAAUAUUACUGCAGCACUACCAACGGCCGUUCGCGCCAUUCGACGACAGGCUGGCGUUGACACUAAAUCGGUAUUAUAUAUCGUUGCGGCAACGUCAGCGUGUCGUUACCGCACCACGGCGGCUGCCUCGCUGGUACAGGACGCGCGCGACAGGCUCGCGACGCUGUUUCUCGCGGCUUGGAACGGCUCGAGGGACUUUAUUUAGGAUCGACACUCUCGAAACCAAUGCCGGGAGGUACGUCCCGCGAUCGUUUUCGAGUGUUACCGUCGCGGCGGCGACGCUCUGCUUCGAGAACGACGAAACAAUGAUUAAGAAGAUGCGAGGCGGAGAACCGCCGGGAAACAAAAAUGGAAGAAAACCGCUCUUCCUUCUCUGUUCUCGAGAUUGCUUACCAGCGCCGGUUGCCGGUGUCUCGAGCUCCGCGUGAUCCCGCGCGAUCCCGCGGAUCCACGGUCCGUGGACGAUCCAGCGCGCGGAACCAUUCGCUGCUGCUCGAUCCGUCCCGUCGUUCCAUAUUUUAUUCGGCUUUCACCGAAAACCCAAACGGUAAUAUUUCUCGGCGCGGACGAUAACGGCCGAUCUUUUUCAUAAUCAGAGUACAAGCGUAGCAGUUUUACGCGAUGGAUAGUUCUUUCCUUCCUUUUUUCAGCAGGUUCGCGGUACAAUUUUUCGACUCGUGUAUUUUUAUAUGUCCGGAACGAACGAAUUUGCACAUUUUUCUACUCUAGAUUGCGGACCUUCCCGGGACGUUUAAACGACGAAUCCACCGAGCAACAGUGAGAAGAUCGAACUCGCGUAGCCUUUCCGAGGUUUCUAUUGCAAAACUUGCUCGAACAAAGCGAUCUAUUCAAACGUUUCCCAUGGAACAGUAUUUCAAAGUUUGUAAAAUAUUAUCUAAAGAAUUAUGAAAUAAGAAUUCGGUCGUUUUGACCCAUUCUAAUCUCGAACAGGGUGUUUUCCUAGCGAGAAGCGUGUAUUCUCAAGUUUAUCACAGAGUAUUUUGCUAGCGAGUUGCGUAUUUUCGAAAACGGAGCGUUUCGCUGACUCCGUGUUCUCAUCUCGAUCCUCGAAUGUUUCUGACAUUGGCAUUUCUAAAGCGACGUUAGGGUAAUCUCAAUGCGUCGCGUCCCUUCGACGCGAAGCGUAGGAACGACCGGUCUCAGACGGAAUCUUCUGAGACGCCCCUGGAUCGAGAAAUCGAACAGUGCCUUCCAAAGUAAGUUCCGAAGUGCCUUCCCGACGGCGCCAGCGGCUCGCAAAAAUUGGCGUCGAUCAGCAACGCGUCCUUUCGCGGACGCGCGCUCGACGCUGCCCGCCGGACGGGCCGGAAAAUCUCAGCUAGCGCGGCGCGAAACGAUCGCGAGGAGGCGAUCCGUAUCGUCCCGAGACACGCGAUUAGGUUUAUCCGUUCCGACGUCCCGACGAACGCUACCAGCACUGGGUUUCUCUGAAAGUUUCUCCAAGGAACGACGACCGUGGAUCGCUCGAGGCGAGAACGUUUGCGCGACUGGUUCUGGUGAUUUUGGUCCCAUAUAUCUAUGAUAUAUUAACGUUGUAUGUUCCAUGAACGAUCUAGCACGUAAGCACAACUUAGCCACGUAGGACACACCGGCGGCUCACGUGAGCCGUCGCUAAGUUACUCCAAGAGAGAUUCUCUUGUCUAUCUUACUUUUGAUUUUCAUGUUUAUUUUUACCACCUGUUAGAUCAACUUUAUCUACGAACGCUGUCUUCCGCCGUGAACUGCGACGAGAACUGCGCGCACAAACGGUUCGAUCGAAAUUCCCAGAGGAACGAAAUUCCCCGAACAAACGAAUCGGUCGAGUUGUUCCUGCUGUUCUGCUCUAUCGGGCCACCGGAUGCGAAUUUUCUUUCGCUCGUUCUCAUUUCCCGCAACUUCGCAGAAUCGUACAUAGAAUACUAACAAUAGUAAUUAUAAUAUCCUUUCGAAAAUACGAAGGAAAUUCGCGUUUAUCAGGCCCGACUAUUGGUCAGAGCAAACACGGCAUUCCUCUGAAACCCAUGGGCUCGUUCACACGAGGACGCGUGCGUCGCGAUACACGUAUCCGCGGCUUACUAGCGGAUUACAAUAGUAACAGCUUCGUGUGAAACGGGUCUAAAGGCCUAAGCCUAAGGUAACAACGAUCCUAAUCCUCCCUAGAGAAGCUUGCGAACUCAGUAAUUCCGAACAUUCUGUAACUUGGUACACAAGCGGCGUUGGUACCCGGUAACACGAUACUAUUUUUUGUCAGUGCUAAAUUCUACUUUAAAGUGGUGAAAUCAACUCUCGAAGGUUUGUACUUUUUUUCUGCGUAACUUCGUGCUGCUUACAAAAAACUGUUCUCAUCGUACAAUUUUUUUAAAAUAAAUAAUUGCUUUUAUUUAUUUAUAUAGCUGUAAAUGAUAGAAACGAUUGUUCCGUACGAAAAAGUUUUCAUUUUGUACGAUCUAACGAAAUGUGAGAGAAGAGAAUUUUUUGUUCAAGCAUUUGUUACAAAUAAUUAAUUAUCGUUACACGCAGAUGGUAACGAUGUAAACGUGUAACGAUAACUAAUUAUUUAUGACAAUUACUCGAACAAAAAAUUCUUUUAUUUUACAUUUCGUUAGAUCGUUCAAAAUGAAAUAUAAACAAUCGUUUCUAUCAUUUACGGUUAUAUAAAUGAUUUGUAUAUUUUUUUUACAUAAAUGGGGUUCUAGAGCAUAAAAAGUUGCACAAUUUAUCUCUGGCCAUCUUUGUCGUAUUUCUUAGCAUUACGAAGUUAUGCAGACAAAAAAAGAACAAAAAAUGCCAAAACUUUGGAGGUUGAUUUCACCACCUCAAAGUGGAAUUUAGCACUAAGAAAAAAUAGUUUUGUGUCACUGGAGGCCUACGCUACUUGUGUACAAAGUUUCAGAAUAUUCCGAAUUUUUGAGUUCGCAAACUUCCUUAGUUAGUGUACUCACGAAAAGAGGCUACGCAAGGGGUGGGGGCAGGCGACGCAUGCGCAGGAGUCCCGCGCAACGGCGUGGCGCGUCUAUCGCGCGUGAACGUUAUACAUAAUUCUGAACUACGAUCGGACAAAGGCGCGCCACGCCGCUGUGCGGGACUCGCGGCGCAUGCGUCAUCUAUCCCACCUUUGCAUAAUUUAUUUUCUCGACUAUACUAUUCGCUAUGAGCUGCAUUUCAUUCUAGCCGGUGGAGGGAAAGAGAAACGGCUGAGAGGGAGAGUGAACGAGGAAUACCGUGGUCUCGUGUUGACAAUUGAAAAGUUGAAACUUUCGGAAAACAAAACCGUCGACGUUGCUUACAAUUAGAACGUCGCACGAACUCGGCGAGAGAGAGAGAGAGAGAGAGAGAGAGAGAGAGAGAGAAAGACAGCGUUCGUAAUUUUCGUUUCCCGUACCCCGUAAGUCGUAAGUAAUAGUGGCUCUUACGUUUCUAAACAUUCGCGAAUCUUCCACUAAGAUUUAUUUAAACUUUCUCCGAAUGCUUUCGGAAUUCCAGACGCGUUCACCGGGUCCCCCGUGACAAUAAUUUCACGAGGCUCCGCUUCGGGUACGGCUCGAGUAUCGAGCGGCCGUUCAUUCCGCCCGUUAAAUCGCCGAUUAAUGGCAAACGCGACAUUCCGUCGAUGCUUAAAGCGAAAUUACAGGUCGAGCAACCGAGCAUCCACGAACUCGCAUCGGAAUUUAUUUUACGCGGAACGAUUCAAUUUUAUUCGCCGGCGGACUGCGGAGCCCGGUGAACGCGUCCCAGGUUCUACUAACGCUUCAAGAUUGUUCGCUCACUGAUUAUAUCGGUUGUACAUACGUCUCGGCGUUAAUCAUUUUCUACGUUUGUUUUUAUUUAUUUAAUUGAGUUCUCGUAAUCUUAUUAAUAUAUUGCACGAAUAGCCGUUAGGAAGACCGCAGGUGCGCCAGACGCCGCGAACGUUUAACAUCGUUCGCGUGGCUCUGGUUUCAUCAGUUAUCGCGUUCAUCGAAUAUGUCGAUUUCUAUCAUCGUCUGGCCUAACGAAUGCUGAAUGAUGGUGACAAUUUACCGCGGUAAUUCGAAACGGGGGUGUCCACCUCGUCGAAAUGUCCGUUCAGAUUUCUGUCGGCUAUUGGAUCGACGCAGGGAUAAUUCUAAUUUUUUCUAACCAUUCAGCUGACAUUUUGAAACUAUGUACAUACGUCCUUUUGGAAGAAUUAAAUUCAUGUUCAUUAGCACACUAUCUGCGGGUCAGAGAUCGAGCUUAACUCGCGCCCAACGGGGGGAAAUCAGUGAAUUUUGAACAAAUCCGCGUUUCGAGGAACACAUUUAACAUUUGGAAUACCGAAAAUAUAAGGUUUCGAUAACAAGUAUAUAACGAGGAUUUCUCGGAUUUCACAGAGGGACUCCUUCAUAAUGUAUAACGAAAUUAAAAAGAAAUUAAAUUUUUUGAAAAAGUAUCUACACCUUUCCCGCAUAUAGCGUGUUAAGCUGCGAUUAAAAAAAAAACAACAACAAAAAAACAACGAUCCGUUGGGCCUCUGGACACCCGAUUGUUGCGGCAUUGUAAAAAGAUCGCGGUUUCUGCACCGACGAAACCGCGCGAUCUUUCCGCCGCGUCGGGUCGCGUAAAAUUCUAAAAGGUUAAGUCGUUGAGCCAAAGAACGUGGCCGCGAGCUCGACAACUUGUCGGAUGCAAUAUUUUCAGCUGAAAUAAAUGCGUUAUUGAAAAAAAAAAAAACAAUGUAGUUGAAACUGUGAAAUUUAUGCGAAAGCAACCGACGUGUACCUCGACAACCUGUUUUUUCGGAAUGCUCGUCGAGAUUGUUCAGCGGUCGCCCGAUUUCAUCGAUCAAUGCCUGCUCGUGAAAUCAUCGAACGAGGUGCAGCAUCGGGCCUCGAUGGAUGAUAAAGUCGGCCCGUCUCCUUGGCCGUCGUCGAAGUUCCGGCUAAUAAGCGGCGGGCAAGGUGUUGUUACUAGAAUUUUAAGGUGCCGACGCGACCGUUUCGUCGGCCUUCUUAUCGGAAUCCCGUCGAAACGAAAAGUCUCGCGAACCAUUGGCGAUCGUAAACACGGCAUUCGAUUAUCGGUUUGGUUCGACAGUGUCGCGGCUUUCGAUCGACCACCUUGUCGAUUUAUCUUCACCCCUUUUAGCGGCGCGAUCGGCGACCAACCGACAGCAUGCAAAUUACGUCUCUCCGAGUCGCAAAUCUUUUGUCGCGAAUCGCCGAGUUUGGGACGCGCGAAACAACUCUCGGAAUUCAGCAGAGAAUUCUUCAAUAUUCUUGGAAAUUCUUGAAAAUUCUCGAGAAUUCUCACGAGCACAGUCUCAUCAAUGAAAACUUCAGCGCUCGUUUGGACAAUGUGCUCGUUUCCAAUACAUUCAACUUCGCGGAUCGAAAUCUUUCCAGCUACGACGAUUGCGAUGAUUUUGCGAUUUGCGAAGACUCGCUGCAGGUGCACGAAGCGCCGCUGUCGCAAAGAGGGAGAAAAUGGGCGGCGAAUCAUCCUCGGAGAUUAGAUUAUAAAAUCAAGGUAGUCGUUUGCGGUUGGGAAUCAGCAGCGCGUUUCGCAGCCGCGGCCGUCGAGAUUUCGUCGAGAUUGACACUGUCGCGAUUCAAACGAAUACGAAGAAUGCCGAUAACGUAAUUACCAGGGUGCAAUUGUGCGUAAAUUGUUUAGGGUGUAGCAAUCCGAGCUCUGAAUCUAUUCGGACUUAACCCGUUGCACUCGAAUGGCAUCUCGGUGGUAGCGAUUCAAUUUACCGUGGUGUAAUCUCAAAAACUUUCGACAUACCAUUGUUUUUGAUAAAGUUUCUAUUUGAGAAACCGUUGAAAAUUCGAGUGUAGCAUAGCAUAAGUAACUGUUCAAUACUACAAAUCGCUGCUCUAAUUCAACAUUGAGAUAUGUACAACUAAUGAAGUUCCAAGAAAAAGGAAUUUAAAGCUUUUUUCAUUUCUGUUUUUAUAUUUAUAUUUUUAUUAUUAUAAAUUUAUAAUCUAAUAAUUGGAUUGUCGAAAAUAACGAAAUAUUGUUUUCACUAAAUUUUCCACACUUUGCAGAUACUAUGAACGGUAACCUGGUUUCUUGAUUGAUGUACAUACCACUGUUGUAUUGAAUACGAUAAUAAUAGUAUUGCAGAUAAUACUAUUUGGUACGAAAUAACAGAAUGUCUCCAAAUCACAUUUUUUUGUUAAAUGUCUGAAUAUUGAAUUAGAACAGCGAAAAAGGAGAACAAAUAAUCGGAAAAGAAUAGGAGUUCGAAUAUCAUCGAGUGCAAAGUGAUAAUAACGACAAUAAUUAGAGUGCUCUAUCGGGUAAAUUUUUACAGGAGGUCGACGGGUUCGAAACGAUUAUCAUUUUAAGAAAUAAAGAUUUGACGGGCUCGAGCGCGGCCCGAGCCCACGCCGCUAUUUUCGUGGCUCGUCCGAGCGAAAGGAGAAAGUUGCAAAAAGUGCUUCCAGCUGCCAGUGACCGACGAAACGCGAUCCGAUUCGAUCUCUCGAAGCUCGUACGUAAUCAGCGUUCGUGCGAUCGCGGUGUUCGCUGUCAAUUAUCGUGUUACGCCAACGGUCCGUCCAUGCGAUAAUCGGGCGCUGCUUUCACCAAAAAUUUUUGCGAUUUUUCUACCAACGUUUCGAUUCUUUGUACACACAUACGAAAGACCGUAACGCCGCGUUUAUGCAACAAAGACUAUUGUAUACCGUCGAUUUUGUCGCUGGAAUUUCACGGCGAGGUACUAAACCCGUGCAGAGGUAACGAAACUGAAAACAAAAAAAAUUGUAAAACCACCGAAA